Messenger RNA from Hyaloscypha bicolor E, 864 nucleotides. RefSeq lists its product as uncharacterized. The record is from RefSeq and is a predicted model, not a curated record. NCBI's taxonomy places the organism in Eukaryota, Fungi, Ascomycota, Leotiomycetes, Helotiales, Hyaloscyphaceae. The transcript has a single exon. Bases 163 to 759 code for a protein of 198 amino acids.
GUUCAGGUGGGUCCGAUUGCUGCCCGCUUUACUGUUUAUUGGGACUUCUUUAGUUGGGAUUGGACGAAGGGGCCGUAUAAGUAUGAUAGCACUUCGGGACUUGACGGGGGUUAUUGCAUCCUCAUCGUCGGAUAACACCGGUGCUUGGAUCUUCAGGAACUCAUGGGGCCCUGGAUUCCGGGUCGAUGGGUAUGGGAACUUGGCGUACGUCUCCCCUUCUUCCCCCCUUCUUCCCCCCUCUUUCUUUUAGGAUCACUUGCUGAUGAGUUUCCUUGGGUAGCUACGGAACAGCUCAAAUCGACAACUGGACCAAAUUCGGCACCACAAACGUCAACCCCGAUCCCUGGACCAGAAGACGGCACCACAACGGCAUACUCUACCAAUCCGGCAACCAUCCUGCAAUCCGGUCACGCGCUCGUACAAUCUAACGUGAAUCUCGAUCUCAACGACCCUAAUUCGGCGGGGAAUCUCUACGUAGUAGCCGUCCCCGCUUCUGGCAAGAUGCAAAUGUUCUACCGCGCCAGCUCCAACAACCCUUCUUGCCAUUGCUCUCUUAAUAAGACGUGGAUCUCCACCGAAACCUUCGAGUCUGGGAUAGGUGAUACGGCGCCCGUUAUGGUGCAGGAUUAUUGGAGGACACAGGACGAGAACACACCGGGAGGAUUCCAACUGCUGGUGGUGGUGAAUGGGCAGGUGCAGCAUUGGCAACGUGUAAACACCGACAUAACCAGUAAUCCUCCGAAGGCUGGCGGUAAGUAAUUCUCCCUUCUCCUAUCUUUAUGUCCCAUUCUUUCGAGUUUGGCGCAUCAGGACUGAUGAUUUGCAGGACCGGGGAGAUGGCACCACGUCCUCACGUUCGGGAUU